Molecule: messenger RNA, 1177 nt
Organism: Mycotypha africana
Lineage: Eukaryota; Fungi; Mucoromycota; Mucoromycetes; Mucorales; Mycotyphaceae
Product: SCO1/SenC-domain-containing protein
Exons: 4
Coding region: 173-1108 (311 amino acids)
Biological process (GO): intracellular copper ion homeostasis; mitochondrial respiratory chain complex IV assembly
Cellular component (GO): mitochondrial inner membrane
Molecular function (GO): copper chaperone activity; copper ion binding
Source: RefSeq, a predicted model, not a curated record
AAAAAAAAAAAAAAAAAAAAAAAAAAGAGAAGCCCGUAGCAAAAUUAUGGAGGAUUCAGUAGAGCGGGAACCUGUCACAGUAUGCUGGAAAAAAAGCCCGGGGUAUUGAAAUGAUAAGAACAGAAGAAAUGAUCUUUUUGUUCACUUAUCUAACUGUCAUUUAAAAACUGCCAUGUCAGUCAUUCGAACGUUUACCAAAUCUAAACUUGGCGCUAGGUCCAGUCAAUUAUUAUCGUAUUCUAUACUUCCAAAACGCACUGUCACAACGGCUACACCCUAUUUCAGGGCAGACAAAAUUGCUACAUGUAAUAAUAAGCAGCCAUGCAGAUUUACAUCAUCCAGCCGAUUUUAUGCUUCUUCUAGUGCAACCUCCACUGAGAAAAUAAGGGCGAGAGCAGCCAUGGGUCCCUUUACUUUGAAAGCAGCUGCUGUAUUCGUAGGUGUAGGUGCAGGUCUAUUACUUUACUUUAAUCGCGAAAAGAAACGUGUCGAAGCCAUUCGUCAACAGAAGAUAGAGGAGCAUCACAACAAGAAAACCGUCGAAAGUUACGGGAAACCCAAACUUGGCGGUCCCUACACCCUUAUUCAUGCCGACACAGAAAAGCCCUUUGGAUCCGAAAACCUGAAAGGGAAAUUUAACAUUGUCUAUUUUGGAUUCACCCAUUGCCCUGAUAUUUGCCCUGACGAGUUAGAUAAAAUGGCUGAAGUGGUAGACAAGGUAAAGAAAGACUUGAAAGAAGAUAAUAUUCUCGUACCAGUGUUUAUUACAUGUGAUCCUCGACGCGAUACGCCUGCAGUUGUCAAAGAAUAUGUGAAGGAUUUUCAUGAAGAUCUUAUAGGCUUAACAGGUACAGAGGAAGAAAUUCGAAAAGUGGCCAAAUUGUUCCGUGUCUACGUUUCUUCACCGCCAGAUGCCGCUGACGAUAACGAUUACUUGGUGGACCACUCGAUUUUCUUUUAUUUGAUGGACCCUGAAGGUCAAUUUUUGGAUUGCUAUGCUCAAAAUUCCAAAGCUGAGGACGUGGUGGACAGUUUUAAAAAGUAUUAUGAAGCUUAUACAACCCAAGGAGGCCAAUUGGAUAGAACGGAUAUCUUUAAAAAACAAUAAAGUGCUUUCUUCAAAAGAAAGAAAAAAAGCGAUAUAGCAUUCAAUUGAUCGAUGUUAUUACGAGGAAAU